AUGGGAAAAGGUACUGAUAAGCUCUAUAUCACACACUCUGAACAUUCCGCUAGCGCAGGUCCGAAUGCCUCCCAGAAAGCCGCGGACGGAUCAUUUAGGAGGCUACCUUUCAAUUUCUGCGCCGCAAGUCUGCAGCCCUUCAAACAUCCAGUCUGCACAGCAGAGGGCACGAUAUUUGAUGUCGAGGUCAUAAGUCAAUGGUUAGAAAAGCACGGGACGAACCCAGUAACAGGGAAGCCGCUCAAGGACAAAGAUUUGAUCAAGCUGAACUUUGCGCGCAAUGGGGAUACGGACGCAAACGAUGGUGGUGGAGGGGCCGGUGAUGGACUUGGGGAGAUGGUUGACCCGGUCACAUUCAAGGUUUUCACAGACAAUACGCACAUAGUCGCUAUCAGACAUGGUAGCGAAGCAAAUGUAUUUGCUUGGGAAACUGUGGAGAGGUUGAAUAUCAAGGCCAAGAUGUGGAAGGAUCUUGUGGACGAUCGAGAAUUCGGCAGGUCCGACAUAAUUACCCUCCAAGAUCCGCAGAAUAUCGAGAGCAGGGACCUCAGCAAGUUCCAGUUCCUAAAGGAAGGGACCAGCGUUUUAACUAAGGAACAAGAGGAAGAGAGGAAGAGUGGUGGCGUGAAUAUUGACGCUUUGGGUCGCGUUGGAGACAAAAUCUUGAGGGCUAAGGAAGCAGUCGAAAAGGCAAGAAGAGAGAGGGCUGCCCUCGGGGAUGUAAAUCGCUCAAAGGCAGUGACGAAGACUAGCUCAGGCCACACUACACCGAAACAAUCAAUGUUACAGGAGAAGAAACUGGCAUACAACGCAGCACAGUAUACAACCGGGAAGGCUGCAGCAAGUUUUACGAGUACGGGUCUGACUCCAGAGACAAGCGGUGAAAGAGCACUACUCACCGAUGAAGAAUACAUGCUCAAGCCUAAGAGGGUCAAGAUUAAGGGAUAUGCUAGAAUCGAGACGAAUCUAGGUGCGCUUAACAUUGAGUUGCAGACCGAAACUGCCCCCAGAGCUGUGUGGAAUUUUGUACAGUUGGCGAAAAAGGGCUACUAUAAUGGGAUCAAGUUCCAUCGGAAUAUUAGGAACUUCAUGAUCCAGGGUGGUGACCCAACUGGCACCGGCAAAGGGGGCACGAGCAUCUGGGGCAAGAAUUUUCAAGACGAGUUUGAUGGGCCUUUGACGCAUGAUGCAAGGGGUAUUGUGAGCAUGGCGAAUAAGGGAAAGAACACAAACUCGAGUCAAUUCUUCAUUACAUACAGGCCUGCAAAACACCUUGAUCGGAAGCAUACCAUCUUUGGCCGCGUCGUUGGUGGCUUGGAAGUCCUACAAAAGCUCGAAAAUGUUCCCGUGGAUGGAUCUGAUCGGCCAAUAGAUGACAUUGUCAUGGAGAGUGUCGUGGUGUUUAUCGAUCCAUUCGAAGAAUUCCAGAAACAAAAACGCGAAAAGGAUGAGGCCGAGAAGGAGAAGGCGGAGAUCAUGAAGCAAGGUGGGACAGAGGAUGACAAGACGACCUGGACUGGUAAACGAAUUCGAGAUGAUGGGACGGUCGUUCAGAGUGGGCAAUCCGGCGGUGUUGGGAAAUACCUGAAGGCCUCCGCAGAUACAACUAAAAGCCAAGGCGUCAUCGAAGAAGAUGUAUAUGAGGAGCCUGUGAAGAAGAAAAUCAAGUCCGGAGGAUUUGGGAACUUCGACAACUGGUGA
Molecule: messenger RNA, 1701 nt
Organism: Amorphotheca resinae ATCC 22711
Lineage: Eukaryota; Fungi; Ascomycota; Leotiomycetes; Helotiales; Amorphothecaceae
Exons: 3
Coding region: 1-1701 (566 amino acids)
Biological process (GO): protein polyubiquitination; protein peptidyl-prolyl isomerization
Cellular component (GO): catalytic step 2 spliceosome
Molecular function (GO): ubiquitin-ubiquitin ligase activity; peptidyl-prolyl cis-trans isomerase activity
Source: RefSeq, a predicted model, not a curated record